Messenger RNA from Pterocles gutturalis (yellow-throated sandgrouse), 583 nucleotides. RefSeq names its product interferon-induced GTP-binding protein Mx-like. Gene Ontology annotation, cellular component: cytoplasm; membrane; nucleus. The annotation marks the transcript as partial. Gene Ontology annotation, molecular function: microtubule binding; GTPase activity; GTP binding. The record is from RefSeq and is a predicted model, not a curated record. The transcript is spliced from 4 exons. NCBI's taxonomy places the organism in Eukaryota, Metazoa, Chordata, Aves, Pterocliformes, Pteroclidae. Gene Ontology annotation, biological process: defense response to virus.
AUGACUGAGAGAAAGCCUAGCUAUGAGCAGGAGGAGUUGAAGAAACAGUAUUAUGGAGACCAGGACAAGCAGGCAGCAGAACAUACCUUGUACAACCAAUAUGAGGAAAAGAUCCGACCCUGCAUUGAUCUCAUCGAUAGCCUGAGAGCUCUUGGAAUAGAAAAAGACCUGGCUUUGCCCGCGAUUGCAGUCAUCGGAGACCAGAGCUCUGGGAAAAGCUCCGUCCUAGAAGCCCUGUCUGGUAUUGCACUUCCUAGGGGCAAUGGUAUUGUUACUCGAUGUCCUUUGGAACUUAAACUGAAAAGAAUACCUGCUACCGAGGCAUGGAAAGGGAAAAUCUGUUACCGCCACUUCCGCAUAGACCUCCAGAAUGCCUCAGAGGUGGAGAAAGCAAUAAGAGAAGCCCAGGAUGUCGUGGCUGGUACCAGAGGUGCCAUUAGUGGAGAACUAAUUUCCCUAGAAAUUCGGUCCCCAGAUGUCCCAGAUCUGACACUAAUUGAUCUUCCUGGAAUUGCGAGAGUGGCCAUGGGGGAUCAGCCAAAAGACAUUGGGGAACAGGUAAAAUUCAGUCUCAUAUGCCAAC